This is a messenger RNA of Hypomesus transpacificus, 3410 nucleotides long. Its product is annotated as phospholipase B1, membrane-associated-like. The coding region runs from base 26 to 3136 and encodes 1036 amino acids. Gene Ontology annotation, biological process: phospholipid metabolic process. The transcript has 38 exons. The record is from RefSeq and is a predicted model, not a curated record. Gene Ontology annotation, molecular function: glycerophospholipase activity. Lineage: Eukaryota; Metazoa; Chordata; Actinopteri; Osmeriformes; Osmeridae.
UCUGAAUUUCCUCCUUCAAGAUUUGAUGACUCUAUUUAACCCAUCCCUGACCAGUCAAGUACCUUAUCAAAUCAACCCAUAUUCCUCCGACAUCUCACAGCACAGAAGUCUAGUGGAGCAGGCCAAGAAACUUUGUCUCUCCUUUAGCAAUAAUCAGGACGAAGACACAGGCAGAGACUGGAAGCUGGUGCUGCUGUUCAUCCAGGUUGACGAUAUCUGCGCAUGUCAGGACAAGGUAACCUCAGCCGUCGAAGCGACUGUGCAACAACUAGAUCUUACUCUACGAGUGCUUCACUCACAGUUGAAGCGGACCAUUGUGAGCAUCGCUGUAUGGAACGGCGACUAUGACACUGGUCCCGCCCACCAAAACAGGAUGUGCCCAUGUAUGGAGAGAAACAGCGAAGGUGAACAGAGACUACGGAAGACCAUACUUACUCAGGCCAUGCAGGAGUCCCUUGCUCGCCACCUGGUGGAGAAGCAGUGGUACAGCAGCAGGCGUGACUUUGCCGUCCUCCUGCAGGACUCUCCUUUCAUCACAAACAGCGCUUCAGUCGACAGUGGGAGGCCUUCUGCCACACAAGAGUCACGUCACACAGACGAGCUGAUGGUGCAGAUGUGGGCAAACCUGCUGCAGUCUACCAGUGGCCGGCAGAACAUGGGGGACAAUUACAUGAUCUUAUCUGUCCCAUGCCCCACUGAGAACCGGCCCUUCCUAAGGACACAGAGGAACUCUCCAGUAGCCUCCCUCCACAGUGAGCCAAGUCUCUCAAGUCUUGGUUUUGAUCCAAUCAUGGGUACUGAGCUGCCAUGUGAGGAUCUCAGCCCCUCCAGCCACCCUCCACACUCUGUUCACGCUCUCCGGCCAGGUGACAUCAAGGUGGUGGCCGCCGUGGGAGACUCUCUGACAGCAGGCAACGGUAUUGAUUCCAAACCUACCAACGUACUGGAUGUCUUGCGACAGUACAGAGGGCUCUCCUUUAGUAUGGGGGGAGACGAGAACCUUACCACCGUCACAACACUUCCCAAUAUCCUGAAGCACUUUAACCCUCUGGUGACUGGCUACUCUACGGGCAUUGGCAAACAGGACACCCCUCAGGCCUUCCUCAACCAGGCUGUGGCAGGAGGGAAAGCCAAGGAUAUGCCGAAGCAAGUGCGAACCCUUGUAGCCCUGAUGAAGAAUGACUCACGCAUCAAUUUUCAAUCUGACUGGAAGAUAAUCACUGUGUUUAUCGGAGGCAAUGACCUGUGUACUUAUUGCCAGAACUCACUGUUUUACUCUGUGGAGAACUUUUUACGUCACAUUCAAGAAGCACUGGAUUACCUUCACAAAGAGGUGCCCCGGGCCAUCGUGAACCUGGUGGAGCCUAUAGACAUCACCUCCCUGAGGAAGGCCCACCAGGACCCCUCUGUCAAGUGCCCCACCUGGCUGGUCAACAUCCUGUGUCCCUGUGUCAUCCUGCCCAAAGAAGGAUCUCUAGCGUUAAAGCAGAUGGAUGAACUGAUCAGAGAUUAUCAGUGGUCGUUGAACGUGCUGGUGGAGUCGGGCCGGUAUGACACCCACUCAAACUUCACCGUGGUCAUUCAGCCUCUCCUCAGAGACGUGAUCGUGCCUUUGCUGGAGGACGGACGGCCAGACCGUUCGUACUUCAGCGCUGACUGCUUCCAUCUCAGCCAGAAGUCCCAGACUCUGAUGGCUCGCUCUCUCUGGAACAACAUGUUGGAGCCUCUUGGCAACAAGACUGCUGUGCAGGCGUUCUCCAGUGAAAUUCCCCUGAAGUGCCCAUCUAAGGACUCACCGUUUUUGCAGACCUACCAGAACAGCAAUUACACCUAUAAGGGCCCCGCCCCAAAACCUCCACCAAUCACGAACUGGGGAAGCGAUCUCUCCUGUUCAUCCGUGGCUCCAUCCACACCUGUGCCUACCUCAGUUCACAAACUGCGCCCAGCAGACAUCAGGGUGGUGGCAGCACUGGGAGACUCAAUCACUGCUGGGGUUGCAGCCAAGUCGAAGAACAUCCUUGAACUCAACCGAGAGUACAAAGGAGUUUCAUGGAGUAUUGGAGGUGACCAGAGCUUGGAGACUGUCACUACACUGCCAAACAUUCUGAAGAAGUUCAACCCCUCCCUCCAGGGCUUCUCGAAAGGUCAAGGUUCAAGGCAGAAGGGUUUCAACAUGGCCGUGGCUGGGGCCAUGACCCUUGAGAUCCCAGCUCAGAUCCAACAGUUGAUCAAGGCCAUGAAAGAAAACAAGCAAGUGGAUUUUGAAAAUGAUUGGAAGCUACUGACCAUCUUUGUCGGGGGCAGUGAUCUUUGUCAUUACUGCAUAGAUCAGAACAACCUGACUCCAAAGAAUUACAGCCACAACCUGAUGUUGAGCCUGGACUCGCUGUACCAACACGUACCUAGAGUAAUGGUCAGUGUUACUGAGGUACUGCAACUGGAGCCUCUUCGGAGGGUGCAGCAGGAGAACACGUUGUGCUCCCUGUUUCAGAGGAAUAAGUGUCCCUGCCUUAUGAGUCCAGAUGAUAACUCUCCAGAACUGGAAGAGAUCAAACGCAUCAACAAGGAGUACCAGAUUGAGAGCGAGUUUCUGAUCUCUGGAGACCGUUACGAUGGACGGGAGGAUUUCACUGUCGUCCUCCAACCCUACCUCCACAGCUCCUUCGUGCCUUACGUUGGGGUGGGAGUACCUGACAUGAGUUUCUUCUCUGCGGACUGCUUCCACAUCAGCGAACGAGGCCAUGCGGAGAUGGCCAUCGCUCUCUGGAACAACAUGAUGGAGCCAGUAGGCAGGAAACACAUGUACAACAACUUCACACAUGAUCGCUCCAAACUCAAGUGCCCCUCUGAGGAACAUCCGUUCAUUUUUACCAAGCUCAACAGCGUCUCAAGCUCACCUGUACAGCCUAGCACCACUGUCCAACCUCCAGUCGCAACCACCAGCCUGAGUCCAGGCCCCACGGCCCCCAUCAUCCAGUGUGAUUCCUCUGUGCCUGUGUGGGUGACGGCGGUUCUUGCUGUGGUCGGUUUACUUAUUGGUUGGGGGGUCACCUGGCUGCUCAUGUCUUACAGACUGCGUCAGAACCAAAGGAAGAAGGAGGACAAAGUGGUAGAGAUGAAAGGGACUGUUUUCUAAGGCGCUGUGAAAUGAUGAUGUUGAUGAUACUGGUCAACUGUUUUCACUUUGCAGUUUGUCUUUCCUUCUUUCUCUCUCUUUAUUUUUAUCUCUCAUUCAGACACACAAACACAAACAUUCACAUGCACACAUAAUCACACAAUACGGGUUUUGCAUGUUCUACCAAGCAUUCUGUAAAUAUAACUGUAGAUUAUUUAUAUUUCCCCUAUUUUAGGGGAAACAGUACCAACGUUUUAUGUUCCCAAUUACCAUUUAGAAUGUAUGGAAUUAUUAG